Agelaius phoeniceus (red-winged blackbird) is the source of this 3326-nucleotide messenger RNA. RefSeq names its product hexokinase 3 (gene HK3). Lineage: Eukaryota; Metazoa; Chordata; Aves; Passeriformes; Icteridae. The record is from RefSeq and is a predicted model, not a curated record. Gene Ontology annotation, cellular component: cytosol; mitochondrion. Gene Ontology annotation, biological process: glucose metabolic process; glycolytic process; carbohydrate phosphorylation. Gene Ontology annotation, molecular function: glucokinase activity; D-glucose binding; mannokinase activity.
CCGGCAACGGCCCCGCUCGCGCCGGCACGGGCGCCGGCCCCAUAACGGCCCCUCACACCGGCCGCGGCCACCGCCGGCCUCGCACACCGCCCCGGCCACCACCGGCCCCUACACCGGCCCCGGCCACCAUCGGCCCCUACACCGGCCCCGGCCACCACCGGCCCCGGCCCCACACCGGCUCCAAACACCGGCCCCAAACACCGGCCCCUGCCUCGCCACCAUGGGCAGUCGCAGCACCCGGCCCACAUCCCAAAAUGGCCGGCCCGGCGGGGCGGACAGAGCAGACCAAGGCCCGGGCGCGCAGGAGCAGGACAGCCGGUCGUGGGGACCCUCUGCUUCCUCCGCCCCCACGCUCGGCCCUAUGACCGUGAUGGGGCAGAGCCUCCUCCUCCACGACCGCAGAGGCAGUGUGAAGGUACUGCACAAGGACGACAGUAUGGACCCCUCAAUGACCAUGGACAUAGACAGCAGGUUAGUGGGCAAUCUGAACCAACGCCGUGAUAGUUCCCACAGCACACCGAUACAACGAGCCCUGCGAACACUCAGCAUCCCGCUGGAGAGGCUGCAUGUUAUGAAGGGCCACAUGAUAGAGGACAUGUGCAAGGGGCUGAGCCGCCAGACACAUGCACAGGCCAAAGUGCGGAUGCUGCCCACCUACAUCUGCUCCACUCCCAAUGGCACUGAGAAAGGCAACUUUCUGGUGGUGGAGCUGUGCCAGAGCCAGGUUCGGACCCUGUUGGUGACCCUCUACGGAGAUGGAAACUUGAGCCCUCAAAUGAUGUACAAGAUCUAUGACCUGCCAGAGGGCAUCACGCAGGGCGAGGGGGAAGCGCUCUUUGACUUCAUUGCACAAUGUGUGACCCAGUUCCUGUCUGAGACCACCAGCUCUGACACCGACUCUGAGCAAUGCCUCCCCUUGGGCUUUGUGUUCCCCUUCACCUGCCGGCAGACGCAGCUGAACAAGGCAGAACUCCUCUCCUGGUCCAAGGGCUUCAACUGCAGUGGCGUGGUGGGGAAGGACGUGGUGGAGCUGCUGCAGGCAGCCAUCGAUAAGCAGGCUGGGCCGGAUAAGGAGGGGGAGGCCAGUGGGGGAGGCGGUUGGUUUAAGAGCAGGAAAUCCUCUCAAUCUGCUGCUCCUAGCCAGUCCCGCCAUGUGGAAGUUGUUGCCCUGAUGAAUGACACCGUGGGCACCAUGAUGACCUGCAGCAUGGAGGGGAGAGCCUGUGAGGUCGCCAUGGUUGCAGACAAGGGCUCCAACUGUUGCUUCAUGGCCGAGGCGUACCUGGUGGAAACAACAGAUGAGACCAGCGGGCGGAUGUGUGUCAACACUGAGUGGGGCUGCUUUGGGGAUGAUGGCACCCUGAAUGACCUCUUCACACCCUACGAUCAAGCUGUGGAUGAGGAAUCUUCCAACCCUGGGGAAAAGAGGUUUGAGAAGAUGGUGGGCACCCUGUACCUGGGGGAGAUUGUCAGGCACGUGCUGAUUGCCCUGACUGCUGAGAAAGCUAUGUUCACUGGGACCGAUGCUGCUGUCCUGAAGGAGAAGGGAGUGUUCACAACGCAGCAUCUUCUGGAGAUUGUCAACAAUGAGGACAGCAUAACUGAAGUUAGGAGGAUUCUGGAGGCGGUGGGGCUACAGCCCAGCGAGCGGGAUUGCGGCCGGAUGCAGCAGAUCUGCCGGGCAGUGGUGGGGCGUGCUGCCACACUCCACGCCACUGGGCUGGCUGCCAUCCUCAGCUACAUGUGCCAGACCCGGGAUUUAGAGUCGCUGAUGGUCAAUGUGGGGGUGGAAGGAGAAUUGUUCGCAGGCUACUCCAGGUUUGAGGAAAUCUUGCUGAGUGUGUCAAGGCUACUGGCCCCUGAGUGCAUGGCCACCAUCCUGGCCUCGAGAGAUGGCUCUGGGAGGGGGGCGGCCAUGGUGACAGCCGUGGCUUUGCGCCUGGCAGCCCAGCGCCAUGCGGUGGAUGAGGUGCUGGCCCCGCUACGGCUCAGCCGCGAUGACCUGGUGAAAGUCCAGGCAUUGAUGAGGGAGGAGAUGGAUCGGGGCCUGGGUAAGGAGACCAAUCCCAGUGCCUCUGUCCGCAUGCUGCCCACCUACGUUACUCACACACCUGAUGGCACUGAGAAAGGCGACUUCCUGGCUUUGGACCUGGGGGGAACCAAUUUCCGUGUGCUGGUGGUGCGCAUAACAGAGGAUGGCAUCACCAUGGCCAGCGAGAUCUAUGUCAUCCCAGUUGGCAUCAUGCAGGGCAGUGGCGAGGAGCUCUUCGACCACAUCAUCGACUGCAUCAUAGACUUCCAGACAAAGCAGAACCUGGUAGCACAAAUGCUGCCUCUCGGCUUCACCUUCUCUUUCCCCUGCCAGCAAGUGGGCCUGGAUAAGGCAUUGCUGCUGACCUGGACCAAAGGCUUCAGCGCCUCAGGCUGCGUGGGACAGGACGUUGUCCAGCUGCUGCGGGACGCUGCCAAGCGCAAACGGCACUUAGGGAUGCAGGUGGUGGCUCUGGUCAACGACACAGUGGGAACCAUGAUGGCCUGUGGUUAUGAUGACCCCAAAUGUGAAAUCGGCCUCAUUGUGGGGACGGGGACCAAUGCCUGUUACAUGGAGGAGAUGAAGAACGUGGGCACUGUGGAGGGGGACCAGGGCCGCAUGUGCAUCAACAUGGAGUGGGGGGCCUUUGGGGACAACGGCUGCCUAGACCAUCUCUUCACCCACUUCGACCAGGUGGUGGAUGAAACCACCAUCAACCCGGGCAAGCAGAGGUUUGAGAAGCUCAUCAGUGGCAUGUAUCUGGGCGAGAUCGUGCGUCAGAUCCUGCUGGUAAUGACAGAGAAAGAACUCUUGUUCCAAGGCAAACCCUGCCCCAAACUCCAGACCAAGGACAUCUUCAAGACCAAGUUCCUCUCUACCAUCGAGCUCAAUGGGCUGGCCCUGCGGCAGAUCCGGGCCAUCCUGAAUGAACUGGAGCUCGAUGCCAGCUUUGAGGACUGCGUGCUGAUGCGGGAGGUGUGCCAGACCGUGUCCCUGCGCGCGGCCCAGCUCUGUGCUGCUGGCUUGGCUGCUGUGGUGGAGAAGAUGCGGGAGAACCGAGGCGUGGACCAACUGUCUGUCACUGUUGGGGUGGAUGGCACCUUGUACAAGCUGCACCCAUGCUUUUCCAACAAUCUCCAGACGACACUGAAGGACCUGGCACCCAAUUGUAAUGUGACCUUCAUGCUAUCAGAGGAUGGCUCAGGGAAAGGGGCCGCGCUCGUAGCAGCUGUGGCCGAUCGCGCUGCCAAUGCCAUGGAAUAGUCACCAUUCCAAUAAAGCUCUUUGGUCUGCA